Molecule: messenger RNA, 1022 nt
Organism: Tripterygium wilfordii
Lineage: Eukaryota; Viridiplantae; Streptophyta; Magnoliopsida; Celastrales; Celastraceae
Product: probable prefoldin subunit 3
Exons: 6
Coding region: 80-652 (190 amino acids)
Biological process (GO): tubulin complex assembly; microtubule-based process; protein folding
Cellular component (GO): prefoldin complex; cytoplasm
Molecular function (GO): tubulin binding
Source: RefSeq, a predicted model, not a curated record
UCAAAAGGUCACAGGGACACUCAGACAUUCCCCUAUUGUUCUCCCUCAAACUGAGUCACCGAUCGGGAGAGCGAGAUAGAUGGCAUCAGCAUCGUCGUCAGAGACAAUGACGGAGAGGCGAGGAAUUCCUGCAGCUCAAUUUGUGGAGGAUGUAGAAACCUAUCUCUCUCAAUCUGGCCUCGAUGCCAACUCCGCUCUCUCAUUCCUCCAAGAAAGACUACAGCAGUAUAAGUUCGUGGAGAUGAAGCUUCUCGCGCAGCAAAGGGAUCUUCAGGCAAAGAUCCCUGAUAUUGAGAAGUGCGUUAAUGUAGUUGCCACCUUACAAACUAAGAAGGGUACUGAUGAGGAACUUAUUGCUGAUUUUGAAGUCUCUGAAGGCAUAUUUUCACGGGCACGCAUUGAGGAUAAUGAUUCAGUAUGUUUAUGGCUGGGAGCAAAUGUUAUGUUGGAGUAUUCGUCUGAAGAGGCCACUACUCUUCUUCAGAAAAAUUUAGAAAAUGCAAAAGCAAGUCUAGAAGUUCUUAUUGCUGAUUUACAAUUCUUGAGAGAUCAGGUGACAAUAACUCAGGUUACUAUUGCUCGUCUAUACAAUUGGGAGGUUCACCAACGCAGAUUGAGACAAGCUGCUACUGCUGCUGCUCCGAAAGACUAGUGAAAUAUCACCUCUUCCCCAGCUUCAGAGGUAGCAUUUAGCCAUCUAGUUUGUUUAAGUGAGUUUAUGGUCUUUUCUAUUUUCUGGAGAACUACAUUUUACUUCAGAGUCCUCUCCAUAACUGCACUUAGGCCCAGAUUUUGGUUUAUAUGGUACUUCCUUGCUGUAGAAUUGUUCAUUUACUAGUACCAGCGUUGGAUAGAUGAUAUAACUUACGGAUUUGAGUUGACGUGUAUUGAUGUGCGAUUUCUGGGCUGAUGUAUGUAUUUGAUGGUAUGUAAAGCCAUGGCAUUUUACUAUUUUGUUCAUUUAUUCAAUGUAGUUCCAUUGGACGCUGUUUUGAAAUUUGUUCCACUUGUGGUUAGCACUA